AUGUACAGUCAGUUGCGCAAGUCGACGAUCAUGGCCAUCUACACGACCAACUGCACGUUCCUCCUGGCGGCCUACAAGAGCAGGCAGCUGCAGGAGAGACAGUUGCCGCCCGCUCCCACCGCCCCCAGUGCCGCCGCCCAUCAGCUGACGGGUCCCGACAGCGACGACCUCUACGGCCAACUCCUCGAGAACCUCGACUUUUACGAGGCGGACCUGGCCGGCCUCGACGAUUGUGGGAUGGCGGCGCGGCUCACGGCCACGCUCGCCUGGGCGGCCCUCAAGACCGAGGCACACUGGGAGGCCGGGCAGAGGGAUCUCGCGAAACAGAGCGCCCAGCGCUUCGUCAAGGAGGUCGAGAGCUUCCGGUCGGACAUCUGCUCGCUCUCGUGCACGUCGAGCAUGCGAGCCGUGGGCGCGGGGCUUCACGCUCGGGACGCAGAUCACGACCAAGUUCAAGAAUCUGCUGCCGGCCCCACUGCCGACGCAACGAGGCAACAGGCGCAAGUCCUCCAAAUGACCCAGUUGAGUUGA
Molecule: messenger RNA, 531 nt
Organism: Acanthamoeba castellanii str. Neff
Lineage: Eukaryota; Discosea; Longamoebia; Acanthamoebidae
Exons: 4
Coding region: 1-531 (176 amino acids)
Source: RefSeq, a predicted model, not a curated record